This is a messenger RNA of Aricia agestis (brown argus), 2586 nucleotides long. RefSeq lists its product as uncharacterized. The transcript has 4 exons. The coding region runs from base 74 to 2533 and encodes 819 amino acids. NCBI's taxonomy places the organism in Eukaryota, Metazoa, Arthropoda, Insecta, Lepidoptera, Lycaenidae. The record is from RefSeq and is a predicted model, not a curated record.
UAGUACGAGUAUGUAUGUAGAACAAUAAUUAAAUUUUAAUAAAAUAAAAUAUAGGUCCCAUCCCCAUAAAAAUAUGGCCAAAAAUACUGAUAGUUUGUUCCUUUUCGAGGUGCUUGUUGAUAAAGUUAUUUUCUCAAAAAUUCCAUGCUUCUUCGAUAGAGAUUUUAAAACAUGCAUAAAUAUAAAAUGUCCGGCCAUUGAGCCCCUUGAAAUAUGCGAUGAGGACACAUCAAACUUCCCUGACUCCAAAGGACCGUUUUUGAAGGUAUUCAGUAGUGGAAAAUCAUGCUUAUUCUUUCUGAAAGAGAACGAAAUAUCAUCAUGUACGAGCAGUUUUCCCGUAAAAGUAUCAAUUUAUAAGGCUCUACCGUGCGGCUGUUUGCCGACGAAAAUCAUAAUGGGUGAAUGUACAAUCGACAUGACCAAAGAGUUUAUGGAAUCGCGUCAAAAGUUUCUAGCGAAUCCGAAAGAUGUUAGCUACCAAGCGCUUAAAGAUUCAUUCCGCUUCGUCGGGCCCGAUGGAACGGAGACUGGCGAAAUUCUUAUGUUUCUACGAAUUUCGUGCUUUGGAAACAACAUAGUCACUCAAUUCCAAGGGACGAAUCACGCAAGCCUCGGGGAUUCCGUUGUAGACAGAUCCUGUGACCCACGUAACGAGUUCCAAUCUAAAGAGGAUCCGUGCGCUUGUGGGGCGACGCACGGACUGAAGACUGGCAAACACGACGCUUGUCCUCCAGCGGAAGAUAAAUAUAACUCGAUGCCAUGUGAAGAGCCUGAGGACCCAUGCUACUGUUCCGGGCCAAGAGCGCAGAAGAAACAGGAUUUGGGUUGCAGAAAUACCUUCCCAUACUGUUUACACGUCCCGAAAGAUUGCUGUCCAACGGGAAACAAAGUGGUCUUCCAAAUGCCCACCGGCCUCUGUGAUACAAGCCACAAACAGCGCGCGCACUUUAAUUUCACUUCCGAUGGAGUUGGGGAUGUGAGCAGAGAUGAGCCUGACCAACUGAUGCCCGCCAAUGGAGAAAAUUAUCCAGGAGAAGAGAAAGAUGUGAAUUCCUCAUCAUUAUCCCAAGACUUAGCAAAGCAAAAUAAUGUAUACAGAAACAAUUCUUAUUUUUUUCCGUCCAAGGAAAACACUGAAAAGUUGCUGACUUUUGACAGAGAUUUUUGCUUAGGAAAACACAAAUAUAACAAACGUGGAAAUGGGAUGAUAGGGUUAUUUGGAGAUACUGUUUGCGUGUAUAGCAUGAGUAGCAUACAGAGAAACUUCAACAAUUUUUGCACAAGUGGUACACAAGCUACCGCAUUAUUAAACAAAUGCUUGCAAGUACACGAUUGUCAGAGUGCCGCAACUUCAGUGGCUAAUUCAAAUUGUAGCUCCACUUGUGCCACUAUGACAAAUCGACGUACAGAAAAUACUUCUAAGGUUGCUGAACAUUUGCUUAAUCCACAACUAUACUUUUGGGGCAAAAAGAAAGAAAAAGACAAGGGGAUGGGACAAAAGAGUUCAAAAUCUAGUGUAUCAUCCAAAUCAAGCAAGAAGGUCAAAGGAAAAGAUUUCAAAGAACUAAAAGAAAAGGAAUCCAAAACUAAAAAAUAUAUAAAAAACAAAAGUUCUAAAACUGCAAUCAAAUCAGUGAAAUCGAAUACUUCCUCAGAUUCGAAGAGACGAAAAUUCACAAAAGAUUCAAUGGAAAAUGUAAAAACAAAGAAAAAGCCAUCGGGUAUAAAAAUUAAAGAUGAAAAAUUUGCGGACGACAAAGCAGUUGCGAGCACCUCCAAAAAAGUUAACGUGGACGAUAAAGAUGUUGCCGUAAAAGACAACGUCAUGGUAACGAUAUCGCACAUAAAAAUUGGCCCCACAGAUAUCUGUCCUCCUCAUUGUAGAGAUCCCACUACAGGUCUAAAAUGUCAUGUAACACCGACAGACACAGAACAGGGGAGGAUAAAAGUAACUUCAACGAAUAAUCCACGGCGAGGAGUGUUUGAGCUAGUUGUUCGGAAACUCACAGGCGCACCACUCGCUACAAACGAGCUAAUGUUAGAAUGGUCCCCACCACAGCUACAAACCAUGCCUCUUAUCACAGCUCCAGCGUAUCUACCUAUUAUUCGAUUCUUACCCAGUAAAUGUAAGAGAGUAAUUUGUCGACCUUAUAAAACGAAAUCCCCACCAUCCCCAUGUUGCAAGCCUCCAUGUCUCAAGCCGUCUUGCGGUAAACCCUGUAGAUCACCUUGCAGAAGGCCAUGUAGACCACCAUCGUGCCGACCGGUUUGUCGGCCUCCAAUCAUUUGUUCUCCAGUAAGGUGUUGCCCUCCUCCCCUGGCUGCGUGUAAACUAGCGUGUCAGCCGUCUAAAGCUAACGGGAGCCUUUGUACAAAGCCUUGUAAUGUGGGACGUCGCCGACCACGUAAAAUAAAGAGCCAGGUCAAAAUGAGGCCACGCCAAACCUAUGUGUCCCCCUGCUUGAAUCGAUCUAGAACAUGCCCACUUGUGGCAUGCCGUAGCGCCCCCACUAUUCCAUGUUGUAAAUGAUUUCUUUCAUUGACACAACAAAUAUUAAUAAAGUAAAUAAUUAUUAUAGGUAA